GAACAUUGAAGCCGAUGCAGAGCUGGGCAUGCCGCUGGAUCUGGUGGGAAUGCCGGGCGUGUUUGACGGAGACGAGCGAUCAAUCCAAGCAUCAUCACAGCCACCACCCGUCCACCCGCACGAUCGAGCCCUCCUCAGGCCCAUCGCCGCCCUGGGCAAGCCCAAGGUCCCCGAGGCAAACGUCUCCUUCCUCCGCCGAACGGAAUACAUCUCGUCCCUGAUGCCGAAGCGCCUCGAGGCGAACCACCCCAGAGCGCUGCUGGCCAAGAACCGGCGGCCGGCUAAGCGCCCGGAGGCCGCCGCCGACUCGCCGCAGGUCAUCAAGCGCAAGAUCGACAAGAGCUUCGAGAUCGCCGAGCAGGACCUCAAGGACCCCAAGCGCGUCAAGCACCCGUCCAAGAAGCACCUCAAGCUCGUCGACGCCGCGCCCCUGCUGCCGGACCUGGACGCGUUCCCCGACUCGGGCGCCUACGUCACCAUCAAGUUCCUCACGAACCCCGUCUCCAGCUCGAACGAGUACGACACGCGCCUGCGCAGCGGCCUGUUCCGGCCGAUAGACCGCACGGCGGCCGAGGAGGCCGCGCUCGAGGCCGCCAUGGAGGCCUACACCCAGGACCCCGUCAACAACCCGAAGCCGGCCAACCUGAUGAACUACGACUUCUACCUCGGCCAGACCCGCGCCGACGCCGACCGCUUCCGCCGCAAGUUCGACGUCGACGACCCCGGCCACGACGACGAGGACCUGUACACGCACAAGGGCGACGCCGGCGGCCACUUCCAGUUCAACAGGAUCCGCGCGUACGAAACCGCCCAGGAGACGGAGCUCGACCACCCGACCAAGUACGAGGACGAAAUCAUCCUGGCCGUCAACGACGACGACGCGUACCCCAAGCAAAAGGCCGUCUACUACUACCCCAUUAUGCAAAAGUCCACCAUCCGGCCCCAGCGCACCAAGAACAUUGCGCGCACAAACUACGGCCUGGCCGAGGACGACGAGGUGCAGGUCGUCGACCAACUCGAGCUCACCGUCGAGGAUCCCACCGAGGAGAUGCGCGGCGCCAUGAAGAUGUACGCCGAGCACCCCCUCGGCUGGGACCAGGAGGAG
Trichoderma citrinoviride is the source of this 1105-nucleotide messenger RNA. RefSeq lists its product as hypothetical. The record is from RefSeq and is a predicted model, not a curated record. Gene Ontology annotation, biological process: transcription elongation by RNA polymerase II. The transcript is spliced from 2 exons. Gene Ontology annotation, cellular component: Cdc73/Paf1 complex. Lineage: Eukaryota; Fungi; Ascomycota; Sordariomycetes; Hypocreales; Hypocreaceae. Gene Ontology annotation, molecular function: chromatin binding; RNA polymerase II complex binding. The annotation marks the transcript as partial.